This is a messenger RNA of Puccinia graminis f. sp. tritici CRL 75-36-700-3, 2631 nucleotides long. RefSeq lists its product as uncharacterized. The record is from RefSeq and is a predicted model, not a curated record. Bases 1 to 2631 code for a protein of 876 amino acids. Lineage: Eukaryota; Fungi; Basidiomycota; Pucciniomycetes; Pucciniales; Pucciniaceae. The transcript has 4 exons.
AUGGUUGCCCCCCAUCUUCUUAAGCUCGGAUGGCUCGUAUUAAGCUCCAAAGCUCUAGCCUGGCCAGGCUUCAGUAGGAUCUCGGAUAAUGAUGGCCUUCUCUCGGAUAUUGUUGAAUCAGCUAAGAAGACUCCAUCCGUGGAAAAUCGCCAACCGUCUGGGGGAACUCUGAGCUUGCAAGAAGGUAGACUGGAUCGAGCACCAUCUGCAGAUGCCUAUCAGAAACAUUUGAUCCACCCAUCACAAGACUUCUCCGCUGUGGAAACCGACGUCCGACCAAGCAGUCAACCUGGCAAACAGAAAGAUAGCACACAAGGGAUGAACACUGCCUGGAAAUCUAUGUUUGAUCGAGGAAACCCAUUCGAGUAUGAACCUAUGGAAUGGCCCUUAAUUGGGUCCAACAAGCAAGAUUCAGAGUCAAGACUAUUCAAUCACCAGGCGGAAGCCUAUCAUCAGCCCUCAAAACCCCCAACCGCCCAGACAUCCUACACCUCACUUCCACAAGCUCCUUGGCACGAAGGCCCACGUUUUGAAGAUGCCGAUGUCUUAAGAGAACCAAUCCAUUCUAAUUGGCCCUUAAAACCAGAGCCGAUAUUUGAGCAUCCGAUAAAUCACCCUCUUCAUUCAAGCAGCUGGAAUUGGGACGCUUCUUGGCCUAUAGCAUCGAAUUUUGGAACCUAUCAUCAGCCUUUAAAACCCCCAACCGCCCAGACAUCUUACACUUCACUUCUACAAGCUCCUUGGCACGAAGGCCCACGUUUUGAAGAUGCCAAUGUCUUGAGAGAACCAAUCCAUUCUAAUUGGCCCUUAAAACCAGAGCCGAUAUUCGAGCAUCCGAUAAAUCCCCUUCUUCAUUUAAGCAGCUCGAAUUGGGACGCUUCUUGGCCCAUAGCAUCGAACUCGGAAAGCUUCAAUGACCAACACAGCUCGCCCUUCACAGAGCAAUCAAUAGCCGGGCCUAGGUUUGAGCAACCAACAAUUGAAUCACCCAAGAUCCAUCAUGAGCCUUCCGAAGCUAUCGAAUACAGCAGCGCGAAUAAACAACCUGUGGUUGAGGACUACUCAGAUCUGUUCGUUGAUCAUGACCACUCGCAUACUGAAAUGCGCAACAGAAAUGCCUACAACCUGAAGAGAAGAAAACAAAUUGCGAAAGCCCGUCAAAAAGGAAAGCUUGUCAUUGGACAGACAGAUAUUCCACUCGAAAAAAUUAAGCAACUCAUCUCAGUGUCUCCCUUUCCUAAGGCAAGUAUGACUGACUCAUUCCUGGAAAGUUUCGCCGAUAAAUUCAGACUGGAACUCCAGAAGAAUUUUCAACCGCACAAGGUUAUGCAGGAAAAAUAUGCACAACAUACCAUUGUGGGUUUUCCAGCCGUCAUGAUUCCACGUCGUCGGAAACAGAAUGAAUUCAUAAUCCGGCCUCACGACAAUCCUGACUUACAAAAACUCAAGAGACAACAACACGCCAGUUUGACGUUCAAAAAACUGAUACGGUGGCUGCUUUUUAUCGAUACAGCAAUAUCAAGGGAAAUCAAUGGAAAGCUCCCUGAACAAGAUGAGAAAUCGUCUCUCAGAGAAUUGAUUGAUUGGCUCUGGAAAGAGAUUUUCCAUCCAACAGAAGGAAGUCUUCCUAUCUUUGGAAUGGUUCGACUGAACACCCCACCUGCACCAGGGAAAGCGUUUGGGCCGGUUCAAACGGUUGUGCUCAACUUUCUUAGCAAGGAAAUAUCAACUGAAAAUAUUCUUCGAUGCUGCACUGAGAUUAUUCGAAUUUGGAACCAGAAAUUGAAUCCCAUGGUUGCCAAGCUUCUUUGGCCUGAUGAACGUGUUUUAAAUUCAAAUAUAAAAUCAAUCAUUUUCAACGCACUCGUUUGGGAAAUGAAAAUUGACAACUUUGAGCGAACUACCGACGAACCAAUAGAUCACAUUGGGAAUUUCGAAAUAGCAAACCUGGAUUUUUACUUUAGCAAAGCUCUCCAACCAAAAUCUUUUUCUCGUGAUCAGCCAGUCGCUUUGGGAAUUCAUGAACAGAUGAUCGUGGAUAGUUAUACAGAGUCCAGGAGUGGUUAUCAUGUACGUAUGAAGCAAACUCCCGUUGGAAAGCUUCCGCUUAAAUUCGCCUCAGCAGUGCUCAAAGACUCUAGCCUUCCAAACAAAUUCAUAGUCUUAGUUACUUCCAGAAAGGGAAAGUCUGUUAACCAGGAACAAAUGGUGUUGAAGCUGAAAUGCUUAUUCCGCCAUCUACAAUUAUGCCAUCUCUAUUUGUCGAGUUAUUUGAAAGAUAGUCCGAUUCGAAACUCAAACGAGGAGUUCUUUGCUUGGCUCUCAAAGGUCUUCCUACAUCCAGGAAACCACAAUUAUCCCAUCUUUGGAACGCUGGAGAUGGUGGAGACUGAAGAAACUUUCAAUCCGAAAAAAUUUCAAGACGUUCAAAUUUAUUUGAUCCAUUACCUCAGCGACCCGCAUUCACAUUCUGCGAUCUGGCAGGUCUCACUUGCUCUGAUCGGUUACUGGUACAAAAAUGAAGACAUGAAUUAUUGGAUUAGAUAUUUUAACACUGACUUAAAUUACUGGAAAACUUCAAUCAGAAUAUUAAGCGAAAUGAAUGCUACCAAGAAGCCGGGCAAGUUUUAG